Mesitornis unicolor (brown roatelo) is the source of this 780-nucleotide messenger RNA. Its product is annotated as caspase-10-like. The transcript has 6 exons. Gene Ontology annotation, biological process: negative regulation of extrinsic apoptotic signaling pathway via death domain receptors. NCBI's taxonomy places the organism in Eukaryota, Metazoa, Chordata, Aves, Mesitornithiformes, Mesitornithidae. The record is from RefSeq and is a predicted model, not a curated record. The annotation marks the transcript as partial. Gene Ontology annotation, molecular function: protein binding.
GUUGGUUCUAGCAACAUGGAGGAUGAUGUCAGCUUGAAGUUCCGUCAGCAGCUUCUGCUCAUUGAUGAAAAUCUGGUGGCUGAAGAUGUAGCAGCUUUAAAAUUUCUCUGUACUGACUUGCUUCCCUUGAGAAAACUAGAAAGUGUGAGGUCAGCAGUGGACAUCUUUCAGCUUCUCAUGGCUGAAGAAUACCUGCAUGAGGAAGAUACUUUCCUACUAGCUGAACUCUUAUACAGAAUUAAAUGUCACUCCUUGCUCAGGAAACUUGGUUAUACAAAGGAGAAAGUGCAAGAAUGUCUGCAUGUGAAGGGAAGAGUGUCUCUGUACAGGCAGAUGCUGUAUGAAUUGUCAGAGAACAUUACCAAUGAGAUGUUGAAUGAUAUCAUAUUCCUCCUGCAAAACUAUCUUCCAAAGCGACGGAUAACUCUUUCUGCUCUGGAAUUGCUGAUUUUAUUGGAAAAACAGGGCCUUUUAACUGAAAGCAAUGUACAGAUGCUGGAGGAAGUCUGUAUGAAUGUUUCACCUGAUCUCCUGGAAACAGUAAACUGCUACAAAAGGGCAAAAGUGUCUCUGCCUCAGCAGGAGAACACUUUGCCAGUCGAGGAAUCUUCACUGUCUCACAUUCGAAACAUCAGAGUAUUCAAUUCCCCACAGGAGACCUCGAUCAAAUCUGUCAGUUUUAACAUUAAUGAUAACAAAGCAGCUGAUCUUAGACAGUGCUUCUCUGAAAUGACCCUGGAGCUGCCUGGAGAAUACAGCAAUGUAGAAAAUGAAUCUAAG